Molecule: messenger RNA, 2475 nt
Organism: Pungitius pungitius (ninespine stickleback)
Lineage: Eukaryota; Metazoa; Chordata; Actinopteri; Perciformes; Gasterosteidae
Gene: hlfb
Product: HLF transcription factor, PAR bZIP family member b
Exons: 4
Coding region: 210-1082 (290 amino acids)
Biological process (GO): regulation of transcription by RNA polymerase II
Cellular component (GO): nucleus
Molecular function (GO): RNA polymerase II cis-regulatory region sequence-specific DNA binding; DNA-binding transcription factor activity, RNA polymerase II-specific
Source: RefSeq, a predicted model, not a curated record
CGGUGUGACGUCAGCAGUCCUCCGGUCCCACAGCGGCGCGCGGUGCUCGGUGUCUGUCCGCCUCGCGCAGCCCGCUGAGCCCGGUCACGCACCGCCACGCACGUCGCGCGCCGAUCCGCGUUUUUUGCCGCCGUAUCGAUCCUCCUUUCAAAAGACACUUCCGCCUCGUCCGGAGCGUUUUGUUUAUUUAGAUUUGAUUGGGCCUCAGGAUGGAGAUGUCCCGACAUCCCGUCCCGCGCCUCGCGCCCUCUGGGCUCGUGCCCGCGGCGGCCACGCACGGAGUCCUGAAGUCUCUGCUGGAGAACCCGAUGAAGCUGCCGCUUCAUCAUGAAGCCUUCAGCAAGGAGCAGGAGAAGGAGAAGAACCUGGAGGAGGAGCGCAGCGCCCACCAGUCGGCCUUCCUGGGCCCGACGCUAUGGGACAAGACGCUGCCCUACGACGGGGACUCCUUUCAGCUGGAGUACAUGGACCUGGAGGAGUUCCUGUCCGAGAACGGCAUCUCCUCCGGCGCCUCGCAGCAGCACCUCCCCCUGAGGCCGCCGGGCACCUCACAAGUCGCGCCCACGCCUCCGGUGAUGGACCUCAGCAACCACGCCUCCACCUCCGUGGUCUCUGUCAACUGUCUCCAGGGCGGCCGGGCGAGAGCCGGCCUGCCGGGCUUCAGAAGGCCACCCAGCCCUGUGGACCCGGACUCGGUCCAGGUCCUGGUGGGGUUCGAGCCCGACCCGGCCGACCUGGCCCUGUCCAGCGUUCCCGGUCAGGAGAUGUUUGACCCGCGCAAACACAAGUUCUCCGCAGAGGAGCUGAAGCCGCAGCCGAUGAUCAAGAAGGCCCGAAAGGUCUUCAUCCCUGAGGGCCUGAAGCAGGACGACAAAUACUGGGCCAGGCGCAGGAAGAACAACGUGGCGGCCAAGAGGUCCCGGGACGCCCGACGGCUCAAAGAGAACCAGAUCGCCAUCCGGGCCGCCUUCCUGGAGAAGGAGAACUCGGCGCUGAGGCAGGAGGCGGCCGAGCUGAGAAGAGAGCUGGGACGCACCAGGAGCGUCCUGUCGAAGUACGAGGGUCAGCACGGGGCGCUUUGAGGACACAACAACAACAACAACAACAACAGCAGCAGCUCCCCGGUCCACCAGCGACCUUCUGCUCCCCCCUCGGAGAUCUUCAGGCUUUAAACACAAACAAACAGACAACCUCACGACCUUGCUGGGACUACUUUCAGCGGCGGAUUGAUUCACAAGAACCGCCCCACGUCGCUCGGUGCACGUCCAGCUGUGACUCCUCCCACCGCCUGUCUCUGGCCCCGCCCCCAGCAGACCAUGUAAAGGCACUUUAGAACCACUGCAGCCUCCCUCUGCCAAUGCCCCCCUUCUCUCUAGACUCCGCCCCUUAGCUGCAGGUGUUAUUCCCACAAUGCACCUGUGCCCCAGAUUGCAUUACUCAUUGAGCUUUGUUUGAGAAAAGACCCUUUUGGUACAUGAAAAGAAUGUAAAAUAAUGUAUUUGUGACUUUUGUGCAGAAGAUCCAACUUUUGUAAAACAGAAAAAUCAAAAAUGUCUUUAAAUUCAAACACUUUGUGACUUAUAGCUAAUAACUAUUAUAAUUACAAUGUAUAAAUACCUUUUCUAUCAUACUGAACACAUGAAGACCAAUAGAAUGAGUUUUUCUUAACAAAUCAAUAACCGUAUGCAUAGUUUUUUGUAUUUUACUGUAAACAGUGUUUGUUCUCACCAAAGAGCUGAGGAGCCACAGGUGCAUUCUGGGAAGGCCGUCAGCGGCGUUUAUUUAAAGGCUUUUAGUCUUAAACAAUGAAUGUAGAUCACAAUCAUAUUUUAUAGACAUGAAUCAAUAAAGUUAUUGUUUUAUUGCCAACCGUCUUUUAAUCAUCAAUCAAAUGGUCACCUCUAAGACGUCAAAAUGCUGUUUGUGUUUUGAACUCAAUCCUCUUGGAGGCGGAACUUGAACCAACGACUCUUCCCGCUGUCCUCUUUGCUCUCGACUCUCCAUCGAUUGACGUGUUUCAGGGGUCAACGACCACCGGAAGGAAGUGCAGCUGCAUUAAAACAUUUCAUGCAUAAAUCUCAAUAAUCGUCUUUACCUUCACAAAACAACUAUUUCCUCAAGCUGAUUUUAAAAUGUUUGUUUUACGCCCUGAAACGACAUGAAGGAGACAUUUCUGAAUGAAAGAGAUUAUCUCUACAUAUAUAUUGAAGGUUUUACUGUUUACACAGAGAUGCUGUGUUUUUUUAGUCUAUUUUCCUAAACAGAUACUUCCUCUGUAUUUCCGAUGGGUUAAAGUUAGAUACUAAAAAUGAAUAUAUUUGGAAAUGGGCAUUACUCCCCCCACCUCCAAGCUGGUGUUUCACCGAGGAAACACUUUUUUACUUCUCCUUGUUUUGGUCAAAGAUAUUUUUUGUCUUAUUUCUUUCCCUGAUGAUUUUUUCAUGACGAAAAUAAAUGAAUAAAAAUUUGAAUCCA